AUGGAUUCUGGUGAAGAGCCAUUCAAUUGGACGUUGUCCCUACCACCCCAGCCGGUCAAUCCAACGCACCUCAAAGGGGCUGGCGAAGUCUGUGAAACAAAACGCUUUGACUCAUUUUAUAACGCCAAUGGAGACCGUGUCAUUUUGCCCGCCGGCAAGAAGUACAUCUCGAAGACAGCGCGAGCCAAUCAAAGUGCUCUGACAGUCACAAACUACUGGGACGAAGACCAGGAUCUCGAGAAGACUGUGCUUGAGAUCAAAUCUCCAUACAUGAAAGAGGCCCUGAAGAAGGUUGUUCCCGAAUACGCCACUUUCAACAUCGAUGUCAAGAACAUCAGCAUCACUGGCGAACCACGUUGUCUGUUCCACUAUCGCGAUGAGCUUAUGGGUUAUGGGAGGUCUAUGUUGGAAAUUCACAACCUUGAGGCCGCGCAACACAUUCAGCAUCUCAUCUCCUAUAUGUGGGAGGUCUUCGCAGUAGAGAUAGUCUCUUUCAACGCUUUGGACUGGCUCGCAGACUUUGAACCGGCCCUGGAGCACAAGUACUUGUGGAUGAUUUUCAAGCCUGGGGAUGUCGUUUAUGUUCGAGAUUCUGUACCAAAGGCCUUCAGAUUUAACCGAAUCACGAAAUCAACAUACUUCUGGAACUUGCAUGGGUUUGUUAUCGAUUAUAACGGUAAGCAAUUUGGCUCUUCUCUUAUGUGCGAAAACAUCGAAUAUUACGAAGGUUUGAAGCCACUUAAGGAGCUCCGCGUUAUUACCUUUAAUCGUUUGUCAGAGGAAGAGAGGCGAAGUGGGAGAGAGAAGCUCAUAGCCCGCGGCCGCAAGUUUGUGAGCAUUUAUGGGAAACGUUAUCUUUGGUACAAAGAAAGUCCUAGCAAAUCCUCAGGCUCGCAGAUCAAAUCUCGCAUUAUGGCUGAUUUCGAAGGGUACUGUGACAUGGGUCCGGGCUACCGGUAUAGUCUUAAAACUGAUGAGAAGAAGUAUACGCCCGAGCAUGCUCAAGAAAAUCUGACAGAAGAGGACUUAAUGAUUUGUCAGAACCGCGUUGCCGGAUAUUCGUUCAGGGAGAACACGUGGGGAAAAUUUGACAUUGAUGCUAUCAGUGAAAUCACUUACGAUUCAGAAGCUUUUAACUAUCUCAUUCUUCCAGCCGGUCAGAAACAACAGCUCCUCUCUCUUGUUGGUGUGCAUGAGGACGAUGGCUUCUCCUUCGACGACCUUAUCAAAGGAAAGGGAAAGGGAAUGACCUUCCUACUGUAUGGAGAACCUGGCCUCGGAAAAACAUUGACAGCCGAAAGUGUUGCGGACUACUGCCAAAAGCCUCUUCUUCGAAUCGAUGCUGGAACACUUGGAACAUCUCCGCAUUCAGUGGAGAAAGGACUUAAGGAAGCAUUCGGCCUUGCUGAAAGAUGGCAGGCACUGCUUCUCCUUGAUGAAGCUGAUGUAUAUCUGGAGCAGAGAAGGUCGAGAAACCUAACCCACAAUGGGAUUGUCUCUGUCUUUCUUCGAAUGCUCGAGUAUUACCAUGGCAUCCUUUUCUUAACCACGAAUCGAAUCAGUGCAUUCGAUACCGCUUUCAUAUCCCGCAUCCAUCUUGCAAUCUACUAUCCGCCCCUUGACCGCUCGAGUCGAUGUUCACUACUGUACACGUUUCUAAAGCAAAUCUCCGAAGGAAGCGCAGAAGCUUUGAGCAUUGAUGGCAGCCUCAAAAAAAUCGCAAAAGAAAAGCUGAAUGGCCGACAGAUCAAGAAUAUUGUACGUACGGCGUGUGCAUUGGCACAAAGCGACAGCGCCGCGGGCGGUAACAUCCACAGACGCCAUUUGGAGACGGCCUUGAGACCUAUGAAGCAGUUUGCUCGAACCAUGGAGCGGGUUAGGCUAAGUGAAGAGAGAAAGGUUUCAAACACAAAGGAAGAAUUAGAAGAAGACGCGCAAGAAGAUCAGGCAAACUCUGAUGAGAAAGAGAGUAAUGAUGGGGAUGACGAGGAUGAAGACGAGGAUGACUUGGAAGACGAAGAGGACAGUGUGGGAAGCGAAGAAUCGGAAGUUGAAAUUGACUUGACAGGCGAACAGAUUGAGGAGUCUGAGCUGGAUAUGGAGAGUGAGAUUGACGAUGAAGGCAAUAGCAACGGGGAGGUAGAAUUUCAGCAGAACAAGCGUAGACGACUGAUAUGA
Fusarium redolens is the source of this 2178-nucleotide messenger RNA. RefSeq names its product P-loop containing nucleoside triphosphate hydrolase protein. The record is from RefSeq and is a predicted model, not a curated record. Gene Ontology annotation, molecular function: ATP binding; ATP hydrolysis activity. The coding region runs from base 1 to 2178 and encodes 725 amino acids. The transcript is spliced from 4 exons. Lineage: Eukaryota; Fungi; Ascomycota; Sordariomycetes; Hypocreales; Nectriaceae.